CACGUGUCUGGAGCUGGGGGCGAUAGCGGAUGCAGUGCAGCUGCCAGCGGGGGUGCUGAACGUGGUCACGGGCCUGGGUGCGGAUGCAGGCGCUGCUCUCACCGCACACAAGGGGCUCGAUAAGAUAGCGUUCACGGGCAGCAGUGCAACGGGGAAGCUCGUGCUGCAUGCAGCGGCUGAGAACCUCAUUCCGGUGACCAUGGAGCUGGGCGGCAAGAGUGCGCUGCUGGUGUUUGACGAUGUGGACAUCGACAAAGCGGUGGAGUGGGCCAUGUUCGGGUGCUUCUGGACCAACGGCCAGAUCUGCAGUGCCACCUCCCGCCUGCUGCUGCAUGAGCGCAUAGCGCCAGCGUUCCUAGCGCGCCUGGUGCAGUGGGCGCAAGCCAUUCGAAUCUCCGACCCUCUUGAACCCGGCUGCCGCCUCGGGCCCCUGGUUAGCGAGGCUCAGUACCACAAGGUGGCGGCGUUCAUAGAGGGCGCCAAGGCGGAGGGCGCUGAGGUGCUGUGCGGGGGGAAGCGACCGCAGCACCUGGCGCGCGGGUACUACCUGGAGCCCACGGUGCUGCGAGUGACACCGGGCAUGCGCGUGUGGCAGGAGGAGGUGUUUGGCCCCGUGCUGGCCGUGCACACCUUCUCCGAUGAGCAGCACGCCAUCGCCCUCGCCAAUGACUCCAGCUAUGGGCUGGCGGCAGCAGUGAUAUCAGGCGACCAGGACAGGUGCCGCCGCGUGUCAGAGGCCAUGGAGUGUGGCAUAGUGUGGGUGAACUGCUCGCAGCCGUGCUUCUGCCAGGCGCCGUGGGGAGGCAAGAAGAGGAGCGGCUUCGGCAGGGAGCUGGGCAAGUGGGGACUGGAGAACUACCUGUCAGUGAAGCAGGUGACUCAGUACGUAUCCAGCGACCCCUGGAACUGCCCUGCCCCUACGUUUUCCCGCUUCUCUUCGCAUUCCCUCCCCCUCCAAGUGUCCCCUCUCCUCCCCCUUCCGUUCCGCGCGUUGACGUCUUCCGCCGCGCCAACCGCGCGCGGGGAAGCACCAGGGGACAGCGACUUUCCCGGAGUGGCGCAAGCGGGGUAUUCUGGUGAGCCGGACGCGGAGGGGGAGGCGGUGGGGGAGGGGGAGGGAGAGGGGGAUUUGACAGGCUCGAUCCCGCGGGUUGCGCCUUUACCGGAGGACCUGACAGCCGCGCAGGUGGCAGCGCUGAGCGCGGAGGGCGGGGAGAAGGCGGAGAAGGCGGAGGCGGAGGGGGCGGAGGGGGCGGAGGGGGGCAUUCCGCUGCCGUGCUUCGUGAGCGAGGGGCUGGAGGGGGAGAAGCGGAAGGGGAAGAAGGGCAGCGCGGGGGGCGUGGAGGUGCUGAGUCUGGCGGACGCCAUCAAGAGAGUCAAGGUGGGGCGCCCUGCCGCAUCCCGCCGCCUCGUCCCUUGCCCUGCCACCUCCCGCGCACCCCGCUCGCCCCUUGUCCAGUCGUGCGCGUCACGCGGCUCUUGUCUCCACUGCCGCACCGCCGCAUCCGCAACCGCUCACCUUCGCUCUCCGCCCCCGCUUCCCGCCUCUCCUUCCUCACUACCAUCCCUCCCCAAUUUCGCCCUACCCUUCCCCCCUUUUCCCCCCUCCCCACGCGCCCUGCGGGUGGCGCUGGUCGCGCGCGUGUGGCGUGGCGGGGUGCGCGCGGCAGGAGGGGGCGAGGGCGAAAUGGUGCGCGGAUCAGCGCAGCUCCCCAGAGGCACGGGCAAGGCGGUGCGGGUGGCGGUGUUUGCGGAGGGGGAGGAGGCGGAGGCGGCAGCAGCAGCAGGGGCGGACGUGGUGGGGGGGGCGGACCUCAUAGCGGAGGUCAAGGCCAGUGGUGGCAAGUUGAGUUUCGACAAGUGCAUAGCCACGCCUGCGCUCAUGCCCAAGCUCGGUCAGAUCGCGCGCAUCCUAGGUCCACGUGGCCUCAUGCCCAACCCCAAGAUGGGCACGGUGACGGUGCAUGUGGGGGAGGCAGUGAGGGCGGCCAAGCGUGGCAAGGCGGACUUCAAGACAGACAAGACGGCCAAUGUGCACGUGGGCAUCGGCAAGGUGAGCUUCCCGGACGAGGCCCUGGCGGAGAAUGCAGCGGCGUUUGCAGCGGCUCUGCUGGCAGCCAAGCCCGUGGGGCUCAAGAAGAGCUCGCGCUUCUUUGGCUACUUCACCACCUUCACGCUCUCCUCCACUAUGGGCAAGGCUUUCAACCCCAACCGCAAGCUCGAUGGGGUGAUUCCUCGGUUCAUCACUUCCCUCGCACCCUCGUCUCGCUUGACCGUCCGCGCCACUCCCUCCGCCAUCCGCCCAGCCAUGUCAGGUCGUGAGCCGCGCCGUCAGCGCCGACCGCUCGACGACGAGGCUGUGCCGUUCCCCGACGACGACUCCGCGUCGCGCCGCGCCGACAGCGCCCCGCGCCCUCCGCUCACGCAGGCGGGCGAGCUGCAGGCGCUCGCCGUGGGCGCCGCCAUGACCGUCGGCGCGCUGUGGCUCAUGCGCUCCUUCGACCUCUUUUAG
Molecule: messenger RNA, 2512 nt
Organism: Closterium sp. Naga37s-1
Lineage: Eukaryota; Viridiplantae; Streptophyta; Zygnematophyceae; Desmidiales; Closteriaceae
Source: the annotation of a GenBank genome assembly